Molecule: messenger RNA, 3683 nt
Organism: Myxocyprinus asiaticus (Chinese sucker)
Lineage: Eukaryota; Metazoa; Chordata; Actinopteri; Cypriniformes; Catostomidae
Gene: mgarpa
Product: mitochondria localized glutamic acid rich protein a
Exons: 8
Coding region: 162-2171 (669 amino acids)
Biological process (GO): anterograde axonal transport
Cellular component (GO): mitochondrion
Source: RefSeq, a predicted model, not a curated record
CCAGGGGGAGGAGGAUAGAAAAAUUAUGGAUUUUUCUUUAGUUGAGCGUUUUCUCCUCCUCUUCUCUCCUGCAACACUCCUCCCACCUCAACUAUCUCCACACACAUUCAUUGAGCCUCUCUUGCACUAGCACGCAGCUUUCUCUCGUGGCUGUUUGGACGAUGUUUGCGUGCAGAGCGGCCUGGCAGAGGUGUGGGCCUUUGGCACGACAUUCCCUGAACCGGGCACACCUCUACAGAGAUGUUGUUCCUCGGAGGCUUAUGUCGUCAGUUCCUGGUGGCUCCGGUGAGAAUUUCCUUUAUGCCAUCCUCUGUGGUGGGGCUUUUGCAGGUGCCAUAGCAUAUGUUUACAGGACAGUGGCAACGGACCAUGACCGUUUUGUUGACCGUAUUUCUGAAAUUCGUGCUCGCCCCAAGUCGGAGUGGAAGCCCAAACCAUGGCCACCCAAGAGUGGGGAUGAAGAUGAUGAAGAAGGUGGAGAAGAGGUAGCAGGUGGGGCAGAGGAGGAAGAGGUUGUAGAAGUUGCUGAGCGCGCAGCCAAGGUGGAAGAUGUAGCUGCUGAAUCUGAGGCCACAGCAGAGGUCGUUCUGGGAGUGGUCGAGUCGGUGGGAACUCUGAAGAAUGUUGUUGAAACAGUUGCUGAGACAAUUGUAGAGACUGCAGAAGUGGUCGCUGAGGUGGCAGGGGUUGUUGCAGAAGCAGCAGAAGAGGUGGCGGCAGUGGCAGAGGAAGUGAAGAAGGUAGCAGAGGAAGUAGAGGCCGUAGCAGAGGAAGUAGAGGCCGCAGCAGAGGCUGUUGUAGCUCCGGUCAUCCAAGCUGAAGGGCCUGCCUCAGAGAGCAAUGAGGCCCUGUCACACUUGGUUAGCCCAGUAACUAUGGAAACAGUUGAGCUGGCUGCUGCCUCUGUGAUCGAGGUUGAUCCUGUGGAACCUGUAGCACUGGAACAAGUGAUUGCUGGACCAGAGGAUGUAGUGACCAUUGAAGCGGUACUGAAGAAGCCCAUUGAGGUGCCUGCAGCAGAUGAGUUAGAAAGUGAACCGGCUGCAGAGGUGGCACACAUUGCCCCAGUGAUAGAGGAGUCAUCAGUUUUUCUAGUAGCUGAAGAAGCACCAGUAGAAGAGGAGGCACCAGUUGAUUCACCCGUUUCCCCAGAAGAGUUACCUAUUGCCCCUGUAACAGAAGAGGCUCAAGUUUCCUCCGUUGCAGAGGAGGUAUCUGUUUCCUCUGUGACAGAAGUGCCAGUUUCCUCAGUUGCAGAGGAGGUAUCUGCUACCCCAGUGAUGGAAGAAGCACCAGUUUCCAUAAUUGUAGAGGAGGUAUCUUUUGCCCCAGUUGCAGAAGAGGCAGCGUUUGCCCCUGUGAUAGAAGAGGCCCCAGUUGUCCCAGUAAUAGAACCACCAGUUUCCUCAGUUGCAGAGGGGGUGUCUGUUGCCCAAGUGGCAGAAGAAGCACCAGUUGCAGAGGAGACACUGUUUGCAUCUGUGGUGGAAGAGGCUCCAGUUACCCCUGUAGCAGAGAAAGCACCAAUAGUGGAAGAGGCACCAGUUUCCCCGGGAGCGGAUGAAGCACUAGUUGUGGAGGAGGCACCAGUCUCCCCUGUAAUAGAAGAGGCGGUAUCCCCAAAAGCAAAGGAGGUAUCUGUUGCCCCGAUGACAGAAGAAACACCUGUUUCCCUAGAAGCAGAUGAGGCACCAGUUUCUUUGGUAACAGAAGAACCUCCUGUUGCUGUGGCUGAAGAAACUCAACCUGUUGUAGCAAACGAAGAGGCAGUUCCUUCCCCUGCACCUGAGGAAACACUUGUAGCCCCAGUAACAGAAGAGACUCCAGCCAUUCCCAUAGUUGAGGAAGUGAAGGCAGCAGCAUGUUCAGAGAUGACUGCAGAAAGUGCAGUUGUGGAAGUUACAGAAAUUGUGGUUGAACCAGGUGUAGCGAGUGCAUUGGUGGCAGAGGCAGUUGCCACAGUUGAAACAUCAAGUGUACCUGAUGCUUUGGAAGACCCUGUCUCUGAAUCCAAACGAGACUUCAUAGUUGUUGUUUUGGAGGGAGCUCCCAAAAUAGAAAAGAAGCCCAAGGUGCUGGGUGUGUCCCCCAUGACUGGCAGGAUCAUCCCAGCCCCUCAGGAUGACGAGGAGUCAUCGGGACAGGUAACAGGGCAAGCGCCGUUUGCUUAAGAUACAGAUGCAUUAGCACCAGAUAAGAAACUUAAGUUGUGAGAGGUUAGAUCUUCUGGGAUAGUAAAUCCAUUCCCUGAUGACGAAUUAGUGAUGUGCCUUCCCUCUUCCCCAUUUUCUGAUUUCACUUUGAGCUCACCUUCAAUCUGAAUCCUUGGAUUUCAUCUGAUCUCAGCAUUUGCCUAACACUAGCCCCAGAAUGGUGCUACCAUCUUACUCGACUCUGAAUACACCUCUUUUCAUAAGAAUCCACUGAAAUCGAUGCGUGGUUUCUUCAUGUGAACAUUCACUUGAACAUUUUCACUUACUUGUGUGUGAAAAGCUGUGACCGAUCUUGAUAUAUUUUUAGACUUUUUUAAAUGGAACUCAACCUUCUGUGUUUUCCAGUCAACUGCACUGUGGAGCCUACUAUACUACAGUUAACCCUACCUCAAACCUCACAAUAGUAGGACAUAUUUCCGAGUUGCCAUUUCACAAAUUUGCCACAAAACACUGCCAUUCCUGCAUGCUAAUCACCAGUUUUCUCUGGUUAGAGUUCAGGUUCUCCUCUUUCUUUACUGUUAAGCUUACAAAUCAGCAGUAUAUUGUAUCUGAAUUAUCACUAUUUUUGUACCUUUCUACCUCAGCUUGAAUCCUGUUGAUUUUCUAAUCCAUUUCCAAAUGCAAAAACAGUAUUUUUCCUUUUUACACCAGUAUUAAGCUAGCAUUUAGUUUGGAAUACGACUGGGUCAAAAACAAAACAAUUGACAAACAAAUUACAUAUAUCAACAUUUUUAAAGAGUAUCGUCAUGUUAGAAAUUACAUUUUGUUGUAUUAAUUUCAUUCAUUUUUUGUAAUCAAGGCAAACAUUACAAAUGGGAUCCCAGAGAUUGCGUUCUCUGCCUUUGUUUUACGUUCUCAGAUGGGUCUGUUGUGUCAUUAACAGUCAGUCAUAAUCAAGCUAAUGAACUCUCUUUGGUUAUAAAACAUGUUACUUGACAAAAGCAUAUAAGCCACUUGUUUUAGCACAUAAGCAAGGUCUUUUAGCCUAUCAUGCCAAUGUUACAUUUGCAUUGAUUCCAUCAGCAUCAUUUGUAGCAAAAUCGAUCUCAUUUUAGAUGCUUGUAGCACAGGCAGUGUGUUCUAUGAAGCAUGGAUUGCUGAUUUGACAAUUAAUGACAAGUUAAUAAGCACUCUCACCUCCUUUCUUUCAGAUUCUAGACUGAUAGACUGCGUGGAUCCACAAGGGCAAAUUAAUGUUAGAAAUGAAUAUUAAAAAAGCUAUAUUGUCUUUAAUUUCUUUAAUACAUUUUAGAAAAAGGGACCUUGAGUGUUAAAAAAAUGAACUUUCCAGGAGCAAUGUGAAGAGGGUUUCAGUAUCAUAAAGGGUGUGUUCAUGGGUGCUUUUUGAUGUUUUGAGGCUUGAGGGAUGUUUUUGUGUUGUUUUUAGCUUUGUUUCUGUCACUGUAGGCCCUAAACAUGGGUAUUUUAACUGUGAAUUUAUAUCAGGGAUACAAUAAAUAAUUACAAGUU